CUUCACUGUGAACUGUUGUGAAAUGAAAUGAGCCAAUUUCUUAUCUAGAAUUACGCAACUGGUAUUUUAAAAGGAGAGGAACGAUUAACACAGAAAUGGUGCUAUGAGACGAGAUCCCUUGGUGUGGCUGGUGCAGUCAUCCCUGGGUGUUUGAGCAGUUCCGUGUCCCUCCCGAAAAUUUUCCCCAUAAAGGUUAACUCUCUGAACACUGUCACACACAGAGUGUGUGUUGAGAGGCCACCACCAUGUCAGCUGGCCACCCACCCCAGUCGCCCGCAGUGGCCAAGACAGAGGUGACAAUAGACGGACCCUGUCCCUUACUUGCCGCCACCUUCGCCUACUGGGACAACAUCCUGGGGCCACGCGUACGCCACAUCUGGGCCCCCAAGGAGCAGGGCCCCGACACGUCCCUCUUGCUCUGCGACGGCGAGGUGACUUUCCUGGCCAAUCACACGCUGAACGGGGAGAUCCUGCGCAGCGCGGAGAGCGGGGCAGUGGACGUGAAGUUCUUCGUGCUGGCAGAGAAGGGCGUCCUCAUCGUCUCGCUCAUCUUUGAUGGGGAGCUGAAGGGAGACAAAAACACCUGUGCUCUGUCCAUCAUCAUGCCACAGACUGAACUGGGCUUCUACCUGCCCCUACACAACGUGUGCGUGGAGAGACUCAAGCACAUCAUUCGCAAGGCGCGAAUCUGCAUGCAAAAGGGCUAUAACAUCAUCUCCGUGUUGACAUCUGAGAUCAUUCCCAUCAUGGAGCUCUUGUCCUCGAUGAAAACGCACAGUGUGCCAGAGGAGGUCGCUAUUAAAGAGACUGUGCUAAAUGAUGAUGACAUUGGCGAUACCUGCCAUGAGGAUUUCUUGAAGAAGGCCAUCAGCUCCCAUUUACAGACCUGUGGAUGCUCUAUGGUGGUUGGCAGCAACCCAGAAAAGGUCAACAAGAUGGUGAUGACUCUCUGUCUCUUCCUCACCCCCACCGAGAGGAGAUGCUCGCGCCUCUGCCAAGCCCACAGCUCCUCCUGCAGAUACGACAGCGGCCUGUUCGUACAGGGUCUUCUGAAGGACGCCACCGGCAGCUUCGUGUUGCCCUAUCGGCAGGUGCUGUAUGCGCCGUACCCCACUACGCACAUCGACGUGGACAUCAACACGGUGAAGCAGAUGCCGCCGUGCCACGAGCACACCUACCACCAGCGCCGCUACCAGCAGGCUGAGCUGAGCGCGCUCUGGCGCACGGCCAGCGAGGAGCAGCUCGCACCCGACAGCCUCACGCUGGCAGGCGCUGGCGACUCCUUCACGCCUGACUUAAACAUAUUCCAGGAUGUCAUGCACAAAGACACGCUGGUCCGAUCAUUUAUAGAUGAGGUGUUUCUUCUGAAGCCAGGCCUUCAGCUGCGUACGGUCUAUCUCUCCCACUUCCUGCUGCUGCUCCAUAGAAAAGCCCUAACACUGCUACGCUACAUAGAGGACGAAACUCAGAAGGGUAAGAAGCCGUUCCGAUCCCUGAGGAACCUGAAGACUGAUCUGAACUUGACGGUGGAAGGAGACCUGAACAUCGUCAUGGCCCUGGCUGAGAAGCUGCGGGCCGGCCUGCACUCCUUUGUGUUCGGCAAGCCUUUCUACACCAGCGUGCAGGAGCGUGAUCUGCUCACUAACUUCUGAGCCCAUUCUAACACAUUGUCGCUGUCAAGCAGAAACCUUGUUAUCUCCACCAUUUUUUAAAAUAUUACACUACUCUUAGCUGACGCUUUUUCAUCCAAAGCGACUUACAGUUAUUCUAAGUACAGGGUAUUAGUUACAGUCCUUGGAGUAAUGUGGGGUGUGCCUUGCUCAAGGGUACUGGAGCCUUGGAGUGAGAUAGUGGAAGGGUGGGAUUUAUUAUUUUAUAUCUGUUCUUUAUUCAUUAUAAAAUAUGAAUCCGUACUACUGGUCAGUCUCCAUGAGUAUAAAUUAUUCAGUAACCAACGUUAAUGUUGAAAUGAUUACCGGUAUUCAUAAAUUAAUAAGUAAAAUGAAAAGUGGAGAUGCAAGGUUUCUACCUGACAGUAACGAUACGUGGGUAUUCCAGGAAGCUGGUUCAGAAGUAAACCAGGUUAAGUUGAUCUUGACAUAGUGGUAAAUCAUCUAAUAGCAGUGCCUGGGGUCCUCAUUUUCAGUGUAAAAUGACACUUGCAGGCUACCUAUUAUUAGGUUUACCACUUAACCACUGUAGGUUAACUUAGCCAGUUGUAUCACUUAACCAUGAUCUUGGAACCCUCCCUGAUCAGUAUUAAUAUGAUUGUUGUGUGUUUGUGAUGUAAAGAUGCCUUUGGUAUGGCUGUUGUUUUGACCAUGAAUGUGUUGUCCACUGUGACUAGGACAGCGGUUAAUGCCAUUGAUUUAAUGUAAAAAUCCACAAUGCCUUGUGGUGAGCAUCAUGUUUUGGUGUCGUUUGCGAACUAGCGGCUUGAAAGGAGCUAUGUAUGUUUGAUUGAUUGUUUGUUUGUUUGUUUACAUUUCUUGUCAUUUGGAAGCCAUUUCGAAUUGAUUUUGCACAGAAUAAUUGUUAUGCUGCCUGUUUCAUAGACUAUCAAGAAAACACUGUACUCUGAUUAUGUUAUUAUUUGUGUAAUUAUGGCAAACAACAAAAGAGGGAAAGUUUAUCCUGAGGUAACACUUUAUUUUAAGGGGUACGUGCCUCAUUAGAAACAGCGGAAUAACUGGUGUAAACAUACAUGAUAAUAUGUCAUUGUGUUGGGCUUACAUAAUGUACUAUGUGUGUAUUAUGUACCAUAAUUAUAAUGUAGUAUAGAUCUUUAUUUUAUAGUAUUUUACCAAAUUUCUGAAUUCUUCCAGAGAAGCAAAGGGCUGAACUGAUGUAAAUACAUGACGUUAAUACAACACUAGUAUGUGUAUAUUACACCUGUUAUUCCACUGCAUCUAAUGAGGCUAAUAGUGACCUGUUAAAAUAAAGUUGUAUGUCAUCCUCAAAA
Engraulis encrasicolus (European anchovy) is the source of this 2962-nucleotide messenger RNA. RefSeq names its product C9orf72-SMCR8 complex subunit (gene c9orf72). Gene Ontology annotation, cellular component: autophagosome; endosome. The coding region runs from base 246 to 1652 and encodes 468 amino acids. The transcript has 10 exons. The record is from RefSeq and is a predicted model, not a curated record. NCBI's taxonomy places the organism in Eukaryota, Metazoa, Chordata, Actinopteri, Clupeiformes, Engraulidae. Gene Ontology annotation, biological process: endocytosis; autophagy. Gene Ontology annotation, molecular function: guanyl-nucleotide exchange factor activity.